AUGAAACCUGGGAACAGCGAAGAUCUGGCUCGGGAACUCAUACGGCAGGCGGCUUCGCACGAGAAGAAAACGGGCCUACACGCUUGCGGCACCACUUUGGCUGAGUUGGCGGCUUCACAAAAGGAUAAUGUGCGUUUUGACUUUUUGAUUCCGCAGUUGGAGGAGGCGAAUGCCCCAGAGGGGCGGGCAGAGCUUAGUAUUCGAAACUCGACGGGGGCAAGUGGACCGAACCUCAAAUUUGAAUUCAGUGGUUCAGGGCUGUGGACGCUCAUUUCUGGCACUAUGCUAAAUCCGUGCCAUGUUGUACUAGAGUUGGCCUCCGGUGCUUCAAGAGCUUAUAGGCGCACAGCGGUAUUGCCGGAUGUUUCGAUUCGAGUGGAGCGCAUGAACGUCGUGCGCGAAGGUUAA
Messenger RNA from Eimeria acervulina, 408 nucleotides. RefSeq lists its product as hypothetical. The transcript has 5 exons. Lineage: Eukaryota; Apicomplexa; Conoidasida; Eucoccidiorida; Eimeriidae. The record is from RefSeq and is a predicted model, not a curated record. The coding region runs from base 1 to 408 and encodes 135 amino acids.